Messenger RNA from Capra hircus (goat), 1246 nucleotides. Its product is annotated as transmembrane 9 superfamily member 2-like. Lineage: Eukaryota; Metazoa; Chordata; Mammalia; Artiodactyla; Bovidae. Bases 52 to 1149 code for a protein of 365 amino acids. Gene Ontology annotation, biological process: protein localization to membrane. The transcript is spliced from 10 exons. Gene Ontology annotation, cellular component: membrane. The record is from RefSeq and is a predicted model, not a curated record.
GAAAACAAACAGAUCAGGUGGGGUUCUAGGUGGGAUUAUAUUUUGGUGUCCAUGUCUCAUACCAGAAUUCAGUGGUUUAGUAUCUUGAAUUCAUUUGUCGUUGUUCUCUUCUUAACUGGAAUGGUGGCUAUGAUCAUAUUAAGAACUCUCCACAAAGAUAUUAUCAGAUAUAAUCAGGAAGAUAUCCAGAAGGAUUAUGGUUGGAAGCUUGUUCAUGGGGAUGUAUUCAGACCUCCAAGGCAUGGAAUGUUGCUAUCAAUUUUACUGGGUCAAGGAACACAAGUUUUGAUUAUGACAUUUAUUACUUUAUUUCUUGCCUGCCUUGGUUUCCUUUCUCCUGCUAAUCGUGGUGCUUUAAUGACCUGUUCUGUUGUGUUAUGGGUCCUUAUGGGAGCAUCUGCUGGAUACGUGUCUGCUAAGGUGUACAAGUCAUUUAGAGGUCUGAAGUGGAAGACAAAUUUCUUGCUGACGGCACUGCUGUGUCCUGGUGUGGUCUUUGUUGACAUCUUCAUCAUGAAUUUAAUUCUUUGGAUUGAAGGCUCAUCAUCUGCUAUCUCAUUUGGUACCUUGAUAGGAAUCCUUGCAUUGUGGUUUGGAAUUUCAGUGCCAUUAACAUUUUUGGGUGCAUACGUUGGAAGUUUCCAAAAGUUUGACUAUCCGGUUAGUACAAACCAGAUUCCUCGUCAUAUUCCUCACCAGGAUUUCAUUAGAAGACCACUUUUUAGUAUCAUCAUCGGUGGCGUUUUACCUUUUGGUUGUAUUUUUAUCCAACUAUUUUUUAUUCUAAAUAGCAUUUGGUCUCAUCAGAUGUACAUCAUGUUUGGCUUCCUUUUCUUAGUCUUUAUAAUUCUUCUGAUUACUUGUUCUGAAGCUACCAUUCUGCUGUGUUAUUUUCACUUGUGUUCUGAGGAUUAUCAUUGGUGGUGGAGAGCCUUUCUUACCAGCAGUUUUACAGCUGUUUAUUUUUUUGCUUAUGCAGUUUACUAUUUCUUUGCCAGACUUAAAAUCACAGGCAUUGCAAGCACCAUUUUGUACUUUGGGUACACGAUGAUCAUGGUCUUGAUUUUUUUCCUGUUCACCGGAACCAUUGGAUUUUUCUCCUGUUUUAUUUUUAUUUCUAAAAUCUACAGCGUGGUGAAAGUGGAUUAAAGAAUCCCCCCAAAGGCUUCAAGGCACGUCACCCUUGCCUUUGAAUAUGUAUCUGUAUCUUAUAUGAACAUCUAUAGAGAUACAUAUGCUUCCAAUU